Molecule: messenger RNA, 10051 nt
Organism: Mya arenaria
Lineage: Eukaryota; Metazoa; Mollusca; Bivalvia; Myida; Myidae
Product: TOG array regulator of axonemal microtubules protein 1-like
Exons: 23
Coding region: 200-5320 (1706 amino acids)
Biological process (GO): microtubule cytoskeleton organization
Cellular component (GO): cytoplasmic microtubule; cilium
Molecular function (GO): microtubule binding
Source: RefSeq, a predicted model, not a curated record
AGUCGCCAUUUUUUCUGUCCUUGGAAAAAAACUGGCAAAAGAGAUCGUUGUGAUCAAAACAAGUACCAAUCAUGACAGCAAGUGAUACAUAGAGAUAUAAGUGAUGAUAUGCCGAUAACUGGCUAGCGCCACAUGGCAUUGGAACGGAGUAUUUUUAUUUCUUUUUUUUGACAGAUUGACUUGUUUGUGUAAAACUUAAAUGGCAGGUAAAGUAGCCAAGGUUCCAGUCCCCAAAUUUCCACAUUCUAUGCAUGAUUUUAACGAUGCUGGUUACUUAGACAAACGCCAGUCUGGAGGCUGGAAUAUGGAUGAACAUGAAGUCGUUGAUCAACUUAAAGAUCAGAGGUUUCAAAAGAGAGUUGAAGUCUUGGAACAGCUUCUGAUUACUGUCAGAAGAAAUGGAGGAAAACUGCCAUUCUUGAAUCUACAACCUGUGUUUCGUGGCCUUGGUUUAGCAUUAACAGAUUCCAACUGGGACGUGCGUUUAAAAUGCAUUCAACUGAUAAACGAAGUUAUUCCCCAGUUUGGGGAUGGUCUCGAUUCGUGCAUGUCAGAGGUCAUGGGGAAGCUGAUUCCAAACAUUGGCGAGAGCAAGAUUACUGUGCGAAGGGCUGUCAUUCAGACAUUGCAUGUGUACAUGAAGUGUACCAAUCAUGUACCCUCAUUACUGAGAGCUAUUGUUCACUAUGGACUUGAAAAUGAAGACCCAAGGGUAAGGAAAGAGUCAAUAGUUGCUCUGCCAAUGCUUUUUACUCCUGAGUUUGCACGUGAAAAUUUCUUUGAAAUUACACAAUCGCUGGCAAAGAAAUUACUUGACGCUUCAGUGGAUGAUAACUUACGGGACUGCUCAUUGACAACAUUAGAGAAAAUAAGAACUCUUGUUGGUGAGAGAGAAUUCACAACAUAUCUACACAAGCUGUCUGCUCCUUUGCGGCGGUACUAUUACCAAUUAAUGGGACAGAGUGAAAGUGACAAUAUGCCAGAUACAAGUGCACACACUACCCCAAGGAAUGCACCCUUUUCAAAGGCAAAAUCUAAUGGAUCGGGAAAUCAACAGAUUCAGCCAAUAUAUCAAGCUCAGUAUGUGGAUUCAUAUGAGUUUGGCAUUAUUCCUAGUCAUGUUAUGAACCAAAUAAACGAUCAAGAAAAUUUUAAACUCCGAGCGAAAGGAGUUGAAGAGUUGCGAAGCAUCAUGUAUGAGUUGAAUGAAGACGAUGUUCAGAGUAACUUGAUGCCACACAUGAUUUCAUUCAUAAGUUUCUUAAAUAACUUGUUAGAUGAUUCAAAUUUUAAAAUAACCACAGUGACAUUAGAAAUUCUUCGUAUUCUUGUUGAAAAGUUAGGAAAGAAUGUGAAACAGUUUUUGAAGCCAUUAUCCACUACACUUGCAAAACGAAUGGGUGAUAAUAAAAUUGUUGUGAGGCAGGCGGUAAUGAAAGUUGCCAUGAAGAUGAUGCAAAGUUACACUGCGAAACCUGUGCUUUCUGUGAUAUGUGAAAACCUUCAGCAUAAAAACUCUAAAGUGAGACAAGAAACACUAAACAUCAUAAUUGCUGCGAUGUUAACCUUCCCAAGUUAUGCAUUUGAUCUCGCCGCUGUUUGUCGUAUGGUGGCACCAACAUUGACUGAUGUAAAACGUCAAGUGCGACAAGGUGCACUAGAAUGCCUUUCAGUGAUAGCUCAAACCAUGGGUCCUGGCCGGCUCCAGCCUUUGGUUCAAGCAGUAGAUCAGGUCGAACUGAGUUCAGAUGGGGAAGGCGUCAUGGGCGCAGUGCAAGCCCGUUUGGCAAGGAGGCAACUUCCUAAACUAAACAGUGAAGGUCUUGUUGAGUACGCGACACCAGUUCCGUCUUCCGCUUCAACCAGAAGUGCAGCAAGUUUUCAAACACAGGGUGCUGACAUGGAAUGGAUCAUGGGUGGGUCAUCUAGUGUGAGGGGACUUUCUCGUUCAGACACUAUGGAACUUGAGUCAGUGGCAUCAUCGUCUUGUCCGACACCUACGGCAAUUAACACAGAUCAGAAUGGUCAGAGUCGACCCUUUGUCAGUGCAGGGAAAGGCAGAAAAAAGCUACCAUGGGAAGGAGAGACAAAUGGACAGUCUGAUGGUCCACCAAAACCACGGCAGACAUGGUCAAUGAACGAAGAUGGGGGCGACAUCUACAACAAGAAGCCGAACAUCAAGCGACGAACGGCGCCAGGCAUGUCUGCAGAGGAACCUGCCCAGGAGAAUUCCUACAAAUCUAUCCAUCUGCAGAAGUUGAAAAAGACCCAGUCCCUGAAAUCAACUGGAUUCCGUAACCUUGACCUUGUUAUUGGAACUGACAAAGUGGAAGCAGACACUGACGACCGUUCCCCACCCACCCCCCAUGCACAUGAGGACAAGAAAGCUAAAGACGAGGAAUCACCAAUCCCGCUGAAAGCAACGCUCGCUCGAUCAGCAACACGCAGAUCUAACACAAAAAAGGUUCCACCCAUCUCUUCAAACAACUAUAGCCGUGAUGAUGACGUUGACAGUGCGUACGCGGCCUCCUUGGAGAGCACACUGGAACAAGAGUCACGCCAUGAGAUGAUGCCGACACUUAAAGGAAUUAGAGAGCAGGAGAAGUCGUCGUCGUCUGAUGAAGAAGAUACUAUGAUGAACUCUUUAAUGAGCAUCAGAAGCAGUGCAUCAAAGAAAAAAGAAAAGAUUAUUGAACAACACAGCUCGUCAUCUCUCACGUCAAGGUCGCCGUCGCCAGAUACAUUGAAAGAAAGCGGUGUCUGGAGUAACUUCUCGAGUAACGACUCAGAAACGAGCAAGAAGAAAACUAAAAAGACUGACUCACCUUUCGAAUCGAGACCGAAAAUUCCUCGUGAGUCACCAUUCGAGUCGAAACCAAAAUUAGCGAGAACAAGCUCAUAUAACAACAAGAAACCGGAAAAUGGUGAAGAGACGGUUUAUGUGGAUUACAAUCCAAGCAGUGGUGUGACAUUCCGCGAAAAUAAAAACUCAGACGUGCAGAUAGUUGGUAAAGGAUACAACGAUGACAAUAACUUGUUAGAAUCAAGAUCGUUGAAUGGAAUUAAUAGAAAAGCAAACGACAAACGAAGAUUAACGAAAGGCUCUGUCCUCUCGCCUCUAGGGGUUGCCUCUAUGCACAGCUAUGGUUCCCUGGAAAAUGAUGACGAUAAAGCUCAAUCCUCACCUAGUCCCGAAGGAAUAGGUGUCGUGGGAAUUGGAAUGUUUGAGAAUAUAAAUGGUUCAGAACAUGCAAUAAAUGCCGGAAACAGCCAGUCGAACGAUCGCAACAAUCGUCAACCAAUGAAGCAAGACAGGAAGGACUUUACUAGCGGGGUCGUAGGGGUUGGGGUCAACAAACAGGGGUCAUUUGAGGACCCGAGCAUGGACAUACUCGAUGACGUGGAUGAUGACCCAAACAACUUACGGAUGAGUCAAAAGCUGAGUGACACAAUUGCGAAGAAAAAGAAACAAAUGGAAGAAGAACAGGAGCGGGAACGUAUCGAACGGGAGAAGAAGAAACAGGAGCAUGAGGAGAAGUUGAAGAAAGAACGUGAGCGGCAACAGGAGAAACUCCGUCGCCUGAACACAAGCGAGAGUCUAGGUAUCGAGUCAUUGUCAAUAUCUGGGGCCGGAUCUGGGUCUGGCUCACAAACGAACAUGCUGGCCAAGCAGUCAUCCCCAUCCCUAACCCCUCGGAAGAAGAGCAAACCUCAACCUGAUGCAGAGCCUAGUCACUCCCUGUCUGCAUCCCAGCGAUCCCUGAUAGAGUCUGAGGACCCGAAUGACUGGAAACCGUACAAGGACCCUGAAGGAGCUCUGCGGCAGGCACAGAAAAACAUUGGCAUGGAAGACUGGGAGGUCAAAUGUGGCGCCAUUAACAGUAUACGUCGCCUAGCAAUGUACCAUCGAGACGUGUUGCUGACCAAUCUCCACCCAGUAAUCGUAGCCUUACUUGCGGAGGUGAAGAAUCUCCGGUCCCAAGUCUCACGCUCCGCCAUCAACUGCAUCGGGGACUUGUUUUCUAAACUCACCAAACAUAUGGACACGGAUUUGGACAUGGUUGUCCGAGCAUUGCUUGCAAAGAACAGUGAAAGUAACGGUUUUAUUCGGGAGGAUUCAGAGAGAGCUUUAUCAGCGAUGGUGGAAGCAGUCACUCCACAGAGGGCGCUGGUGGCUCUAGUCUCCGGUGGUGCUACGCAUAAGAAUUUUCAAGUGAGAAAGACGUGUGCUCAGUUCCUGGUGGGCAUCAUAAAAAAGAUGGGUCCAGGUCGGAUACUUUCUGGAAUCAAGGACGUAACAGACCGAAUUCUUCCCGCCAUUGCUCAGUUUACCAUGGACAGUCUCCCAGAAACGAGGUGGUAUGGUCGAAAGAUGCUGCACAUUUUGAUGACUCACCAGGACUUUGACAAAAUGCUUGUCAAACAUCUGCCCGCUAACACUCUCAGAAGUGUCAAGGAUAUUGUGGAAACCCUCAAAGUCAAGGGUAUUAGUGAGAACCCCAACGAGACAUCAUCAGCACGAGGCUGGCGGUCAGGUCAGGGCAGUAGGUCAAGCUCAGUCAUCCGGGGAAACUCUGCCAACAGCGAGACUCCGAAGCGUCGGAACACACGUACAGACGAAGCCACCAUGGAAGAAAUCAAAGAGGUCAACGCCCUUAUGACCGCUAACGACUGGCGUGACCGCUAUAAGGGAAUCACCACUCUGCUUGAGAUGUGUGAGCUCAGUGCUAACAUGGUGGCAGCUAAUGUUGUCAAGAUUUUUGACAAAUUCCUUCCAAAGCUGCAAGAUCCCAACAGCAAGGUGAACUUGUACGCCCUGCAAGUGAUGCUACAAAUUAUCCCAAUUCUUGGCGACUCGAUGAGCCCUGUCAUAACUAUCGCCGUUGGCAAUGUUUCGCCCAAUUUGUCCUCUAAGAACAAGGAAAUCAAUCAGACCGCUGUUGACAUCAUCGAUGCCUUUAUUGCUAAUAUUGAUGGCGCCAUGUUGAUCCAGCCUAUGGCCAACCAGGCUCAGUCUGCCAAUGCCCGAAGCAAACCCCAUCUUGUUGAGAAAGUUGCAGAAUUGGUGGGAAAGGUUUACCCGAAAAAGCAGAAACAGGUCGUGUUACAUGUACUGCCUCUACUCUGGCAUCUAUUAGGGGCCACAAAUAGUAGUGGGGCCAUUCAAGGGGGAAGCUCGAGUAUUCGCAUUGCGACAAGCAAACUCGUGAACGCCCUACACGCUCAAAUGGGCCCCCAGCUAGUGGAGCGAGCUUCAUCAGAUGCUAACGUUACACCAAGGCACAUACAACUACUGCAAGAGUUCAUCGAAUAUCCUUGAGAAUGGGUUUGACCUUGAGAGGAGGGGAGAGAGUGUAAUGUGACGAGAUUCUUGAUUGGAAUUCCACACUCACAAAGUUUCUUGACUGCUUGAGCUUGUCAUUAACGAAGGGAAGGAAUGAUAUACAGAUAUUCAAAAAUGUUCUUCAUGAACACAUACAAUGACAUUUGUUGAAUACUGAGUUAUUGGGAUGAAUAAGAUAUAGUUGCAGAUACUCUUUCUUAGAAGAGAAAUUGAAUACUCCAGUGAGAGAUAUAUAUAAUGAAUUCAGACUAUAUAUUUAUCCUUAUUGUGAUUUUUAACAUUAUACUUUUUUGUAUUUUUCAUCUGAUCAUUUAGUAAGUAUAUAAUAACAACAUAGUCAUGCACUGUUAUUGUUAUAGUUUGACAUUAGAAAACUGAGGCGAACAUUUCCAUAAACAAUAUUGUUAACUUUCAUAAACAUGCAUCCAGUGGAAAACUGUGGACCAAACUGUAUUAGAAACUUUGCCCAUUUAUUGAGAUGCUUGUAAGCUACUUGAAGAUACAGUGAAAGCUUGUAAGCUAAAUGGAGAUUUAGUGAAAGCUUGUAAGCUACUGAAAGAUACACGGAAAACUUGUAAGCUACUAUAAGAUGCAUUCAAAGCUUGUAAGCUACUAGAUGUGGUGAAUGCUUGUAAGCUACUAGAAAAUACAGUGAAAGCUUGUAAGAUACAUGAAAAUAUGUUGUGAAAGCUUGUAAGCUACAUGAAUAUACGGUGAAAGCUUGCAAGCUACAUGAAGAUAUAUAGUGAAAGCUUGUUAGCUACAUGUACAGGUUUAUUUGGAAAGUGCAUAAUAUGACAACACACAUAAACAUGCCAUCAGGAUAAGUGGUAAAUAUUAAGCACCGUUGAAGUUAGAUGUAGGUGUAUAAUGGUUUUUCAAUCAUGUAUACGUAUCACUGUAUAUUGAGACAGUUGUACAGGUUAUGUUUGAAAUAUUUGUUGUAGAUAAUGCAGAUUACUGUGAAGACACAGGUUGUGUUGUAGUUGUUAUUUAUUGAUUACUGUUUUAUUUAUCUACAAUUUAUGAGCUGUUAUGGAGGUUUUGUUUUCCUGAUGAGGAAAUUAUAUGUGGUGUUUAUGCCAGGGACAUGUGGUGAGAAUUGAAUUUGUCCGUUUAUUUGAUAUGUUGAGGGGUGCCUGUUAGAAUGUAGUAACUAUUUGAUAUAUAGAAGGACUUGCAAUGGUAUUGCAAGCACCCAUUUAUGUGGGUUUUUAACCCAGCUUGUUAAAGAUGUUUUUAGUACCAAUAUAAAUUGGUUAUUUGAAUUGUAGUUUUAGAAUUGAAGCAUAUAUAAAUAUUCCAUGCAUUUUUAGGCCUAGAAUUUAUUCCUGAAAUGACACACUGACUUUUUUAGUCAGGUUUUACAAGCAUGUAUUUAGAUAUCAUAUUUUAGAAAAAUUGAUUGCAGUCCAACAGACCUUAGAUGGGAUCGCCAGUAGCUUUUGAAAAAGAGAGAUAUCAUUAUGAUGUCAUGAAAAAUCUGUGAUUUAUCUAAUGUGCUUAUUAGAUUUUUAUUAAAUUUGAGCAAUACCAGUUGCUAAGUUUUAAAUGAAUUACCAAUCAUAUUAAUGUAAGUGCUUUGUAAAUAUCCUUUGUUGUUAAGCUGCUUUGGUUAUUUAAGUUAUUUUUGUGUAUAUUGUAAUGUGUUAAUCCCAUGAAAGUCAGAUACACUUCAACACCAGAGGAAAACAAAUAUUUUACAGUCAUCGAAAUUAGUCUUUUGGAUUAAAAGGCCGAAUUCUUAUAUUACUGCUUGACAUUACAAUUUUAAACAAGCCCUGCUGUAUAAAACCUAGAAUUUGAGCAAACCGGGAAAGCAAUUAACCAGUGCAGGGCUUUUAGGCUUGUGCUAAUUUGGACCACUGAAUUUAUUUCGACCACUGAAUAUAGGAUUUAUAUUUGAUAAAAAAAAAUGCCUUGGAAAUAAAUGGUUGAAAAUCAGGAAUUAGCAUAAAAUAAUUCAAUGUUUAAGAUUAUUUGCUUCAAUUUUGUUUCAAUUAAUGCAGUCCCUGUUAUAAAGUCUUCAUAAAGAAGCUAGAAUGAUUGUUCUUUGGCCUGACACACAUUAUAUUAUAAUCUAGUUUUACAACUGUGAUCUGUGAUAAUUGGAUAACUUUGCCAGUGAUGUUUUUGACUCACAUUUGUGCUUUAUUUAUUUUCAUGCUGUCAAGUCAUUACAUAUAUGCAUUCUGUUCUUUAAUUUCAAAAUCUCUGACAAUAGAAAAAUACUUGCCACAACUAGCUAUCACCCAGCCUGGUGUUUGUUACGUCUUCAUUUGAAUCAUCAGUAACAAAAUAAUGACCUUUAUUUUCAAAACUUGGAUUGAUAAUUAGACAGUGAUGCUCUUGGCAUCGUAGCAAUAAAAAGGAAGUUACAUUACGCGCUAACAUUAGAUAAAGCUUUGAAAGCUCAAAAUGUUUUCUUUAUUUUCCGUAUACUCGAUACAAUUAAGAGUAAAGAUAUCAGUAACUGUUGUUAUCUUAUUUUAGUUUUACCUAACUUAUUUUAAUCUGACAGUGGAAGUCCUCAUUUUAAGUUUUAGUUAAAAUGGUUUACCGCUUUAAAAGUGCUGCUACAUUUGUGAUUGGUUUUUAUUCUGUUACUCUAGAUUAAUUUUACAGAUUUGUAUUUAAAAUUUAGUUUUUACUUUCAUUGUGAAUUAGUUCUUUUAAUUCCGACUAAACUUUGAUUGGUAGUUAUUUUAAAUAAACAUGUCUGUUACUUAUACAUUUUGGCAAGAUUUACUUAAAAAACUAUACCUUACAAUUUUAUCAUUAUUAUUAUUAUCGUCAUCACAUUAUAUACCAUAACGUGUAAAUUUUAAAUAGACAUAUCUAUCUCCUAUGGUCCGUCCAUUGAAGUACAUGAAGGCCUCGAUUCUGUAUAUUAUAAUUAUAUUGCACUAAAACUAUUAUGUAAAAUUGUCCUUGCUUACAGUUAUAAGUUCUUUUUUUAUUCACUAGUUAUUUAAUCAAUUUUUCUUCAUUGAACUUAUUGAAUAUUGCAAUUCUGAUCGAGACGUGUAUAAAGGCGUUUUAAAUUAUAUAGAUAUGAGUGGUUCUUCUAAAUGAAAUUAUCUGCUUUAUAUAAUUUGUGGUUCAAAAUAUGCAGUUAUUUAUCACAGAAUAUAAUUAAAAAUAUUCGCAGCAUACUAUUAAUUACCUCACCCUAAUGUUUUUAUUUCCACCAGACCAUUUUAAGUACCAUCAUUUUUUCUUGUUUUGGUGUAGCUUUAAGACAUUUUAUUGCACUGGAAAGGCGUGUAAAUGAACUGUUUUUAUAAAGCACUCUAGCUUAGGUUGACCUAGACAAAAUGGAGAUUAUUUUAGUGUGAAAAUGACAUUCGUUUACCUUAAAAAAGGAGAGAAAAAAAACUACCAAUCCUAUUUAUGGGGGGUGGGGUGAGGGGGCAGUGGUAUUGAAAACUUAUAAUUUUGUUCCGCCUUAAUCAUAGUGUCUUCAACCUUCAGCAUGAACUGGAUUGUUGUUUUCAUCAGCAUUUGUAAUGCUUUGUUGUGAAUUUAUUGUGUUAGUGAGUUUGUCUUUCAGAUAUGAAAAUGCUUAAUUGAAACUCACAUAUUAAGAAUAUAGUCACUUGAAAUAUCUAUUUUCUAUUAAGUGUUAUCACAGAUUAUUAAGAGAGAGAAAACACAAGAAAAAAAGAAGUGAUUUUACAUUUUACUUUAGCUGUAAGCUAAUGUGUACAUAAUAAUUAUUUAUAUAUUCAUCUUGUUAUCUAGUUUGACGUCUUUGUUCCUGUUAAAGGCUGUUAAUGUACAUAGAUAGUAUUUAUAUUCCAUGUUAGUGUAUUGCAUUGGUCAACACUUAAAUCGUUAAGCCAGCUUUUGCGUUCUACUUGUCUAUCUUUAAAGCUUGUAUUCAUAACUCUCUUUUACUAGUUACAAAUUAAAAAUUAAUACAUGUAUGCCAGAAAUCCUUCAAAGAAAGUUCUAAUUGUUUAGAAUAAACAUUCAUGAAAUGUUAAAAGAUAACUUUUAUAAAGUUUAUCUAUAUAUAUAUCUUGACUGUCUUUAGGAAAUAUUGGUGUAAUAAAAUUGAAAAAAUAAAAUUACUGUAGGCUGUGCUCAGUCUACAAUUUUUUUCAUGGAAUAUUUUAAUGCAUUUUACAUCUGUUUUUUUGUAAAUAGUCUAGAGAAAACAUCAUUUUCUUUUAUGUCAGAGCUUUAAACAUAUCAGUCAUUUUUAGGGGUGGUCCGCAUAACUGUAUUAACUCGAGUUAAAAAUUAGGUAGUAAUGUCAGUUUUGUAAGCAUCUCUAGAUUUAUUCAUUAAAGCUACUUAAAUGCUUAAAAGGAUGAUUGUUCGUUGUCAGUUUUAAAUUUGCUAUAAAGCUCAACUUGUGUGUGAUUUUCUGUGGAAAUCUUUUCCCUAAAUUAUAGCAAGAAUUUGUUGAAAAAUUGUGCAUGUUUAGUAAUACUUAAAACAGUUUAAAAAAAAUUUUAAUGUGAAAAUAAGUAUUAUGGUUAAUGAUGGAUUAUUACUGUCGUAAUAAUUGAUAGAAUUUUUUUUUAUUUAUUAUUAACUUUCUGAAUUGCAUGAUUGAUGAUAUGUGUGUGCAUGUUCUGGAGUAUAUUCUGUUGGCUUGCUCAAACCCUGUUUCAUGUCUCUGCAAAUCAUUUUUCUUUAGACAUUCUGAUUCUAUGUGUUGACAAGACAUUAUGAGAAAUAAAGUAUUGAAUAUUA